AUGGCCCCAGGGAAGAAAAAACUUGGGGGGAAAAAGCAACGGGGGAAAAAAAAAAAAAACCCCAAAAACCGCCGGGGGGCAAAACCCGCCAAAUUAGUCCGGAGGCCAGGGAAAAAAAACCACGCCAAAAAAAAAAAAACGGGCCCCCACCCCCGCCCAAGAACCCUUUUUUUCUUGCCCCCGUUGGCGGCAACGCAGGAAAACCCACGAGGAAACGAGCCGCAAAACAGAAACCCGCCGGAGGGGCCCCCCCCCCGCGGAGGGCCAAAGCCCCCCACGAGAAAAAAGAGCCCCGCCAAGCGGAGGAGUAGCAAGUGGGGGAAAUUUAAAUGCGAACCACAAAAGCUAGGUGCAGGGGAAACCGGAGGGCAGGAGGCAGGCCAGUUGGGGGCAGGAAACGCAAGAGGAGCCAGAACCACGAGCCCCCAGGCCCAGAACGGGGAAGGGGAAAAACCCCGCCAGGGGGACCGCGCCGAAGUUUCGCCUCAAAAAACCCUGUUUUUGGUGCUGGACAAGAAAACCGGGGGGACGGGGGGGCACCCCCCCCCCGCGGGGUGGAAAGGAAGAACAGUGGGGGGGUGUUUGCAAGGCGGACCCGGCCCCUGA
Messenger RNA from Knipowitschia caucasica, 606 nucleotides. The record is from the annotation of a GenBank genome assembly. Lineage: Eukaryota; Metazoa; Chordata; Actinopteri; Gobiiformes; Gobiidae.